Cryptosporidium ubiquitum is the source of this 1044-nucleotide messenger RNA. RefSeq names its product BRX1P nucleolar protein. Gene Ontology annotation, molecular function: rRNA binding. Bases 1 to 1044 code for a protein of 347 amino acids. Gene Ontology annotation, cellular component: nucleolus. Gene Ontology annotation, biological process: ribosomal large subunit assembly; rRNA processing. NCBI's taxonomy places the organism in Eukaryota, Apicomplexa, Conoidasida, Eucoccidiorida, Cryptosporidiidae. The transcript has a single exon. The record is from RefSeq and is a predicted model, not a curated record.
AUGCGUUCUAGAGAUAAGAAUACCACCACUACCAAGCCAUCACCAACAAAAAUGUCAAUUACUACAGAACAUGAAGAUAAUGAAGUAAAGAUGGAUAUAGAGGGAAGUAAUACACUUGGUAAUAGUGACCCAUAUAUGAUGAAGGGUGCAGAGUACCUUAACAAAGAAUCUAGAUGGAAAAAUAAACAGAGAGUAUUAGUAUUGUCCACCAGAGGAAUUAACUUUAGACAUCGUCAUUUGAUGGAAGACAUUAAAAAAUUACUACCUCAUCAUAAAUCUGAAGUUAAAUGGGAGAAAAAACAACCCUUUUCUGAGAUUUCUGAAAUGAGUGAAUUACGCUCAUGUAAUAAUAUAAUAUUAUUAGAGGCAAGAAGACACGAGGAGCUAUAUAUGUGGGUAGCAAAAUGUCCAAACGGUCCUAGCAUAAAGUUCCAAAUCUUAAAUAUACAUACAUUAGGUGAACUAAGACUUGCGGGAAAUUCACUCUUAGGUUCAAGGCCUUUAUUAUCUUUUGAUUCUGCCUUUGAAUCUGACAAUUAUGUUUAUAAUAUUAAUUUUGGUGAUGAACAGAAACAUAUGAAGCUACCAUUAAAGUUAAUUAAAGAUUUGUUUAUACAGGUGUUUGGUACUCCGAGAUAUCAUCCAAAAAGUAAGCCAUUCCAUGACCAUGUUAUUAGUUUUAAUUUUUUAGAUGGUAAGAUUUGGUUCAGACACUAUCAAAUUACUCCCACAACAGAAAAAGACCAUAACAAUGUUGAUAAGCAGGUAUUAGUUGAGAUUGGUCCUAGAUUUGUAUUAGAACCCAUACUUAUAUUAGAUGGUACAUUUUCUGGUCAGGUUUUAUAUAGGAAUCCCGAUUAUAAAUCUCCCACUUUACUUAGAAAUAUUAUUAAACAGGGAUACUCUUCAACAUAUUUGCAAAGAGUACAAAGUAAACAGAAGAGAUCUGAUUAUGAGGAUGAAUUGGAUUCAAGCUUAAUGAAUGUUCCCGAGAAGAAGAUGCAGAUUUUAAGGAGUGAUAAUGUUGAUGAUUUUCUUGAUUAA